Messenger RNA from Fibroporia radiculosa, 750 nucleotides. RefSeq lists its product as uncharacterized. Gene Ontology annotation, biological process: RNA splicing. NCBI's taxonomy places the organism in Eukaryota, Fungi, Basidiomycota, Agaricomycetes, Polyporales, Fibroporiaceae. Gene Ontology annotation, cellular component: precatalytic spliceosome. The transcript is spliced from 3 exons. The record is from RefSeq and is a predicted model, not a curated record. The coding region runs from base 1 to 750 and encodes 249 amino acids.
AUGUCCUCCCGACACGACUACCGCCGGCGUGACGGGCGCGACGAGCGCGACAGAGACAGGGACAGAGAGCGCUACAGCCGGCACCGCGAUGCACCACGCAGGAGCCGGUCGAGGAGCCCCGCACGCCGCGGCGGCGAGAGGGACAGGCGCGCACCCGGUGUGUUCUCCGCAUGUGUAUACGUAUCCGCGAUUCUGCAUGCUAACUGUGCGCGUGCGCGGGGACCUGCAGACAGGCGUGACCACGGACGGGACGACGGCAGGCACGAGCGGAGGAGGGACGAGCGAGACAGGCGGGACUAUGACCGCGGGCGGGACGCGCGCAGGGAGUCCGCCCCGCUGGAGAGGGAGCGGGAUAGGGCGCGGGAGGCAGGGAUGAGGGCGGGGGAGCGGGAGCCCGACGUGCGGACGGGCGAGCGUGAUGGGCGACAUGCGGACGGGCGUGCCGUCCCUGUAGCGUCGGAGAGCAAGCAGGCAGCCUCGCGUUCUGCUACGGGCGGCUCAGAGGAGCCAGCCAGUGUGCAGCCGCGGCAGGAUUCUGAGGCGGGCUUGGAGAGCGGCGAAGAGGGCGAAGCAAUGGAGACGGUGAACGACGACGACGAGGCCAUGAUGGCCAUGAUGGGGCUUUCUGGGUUUGGGACCACCAAGGGCAAACACGUCGAGGGGAAUCAGGAAGGUAACGUGCAGGUCAAGAAGAUGCGCACAUGGCGCCAAUACAUGAAUCGGUGCGCAUAUAUACAACUUGCAAACUAA